UAAAACAUUUACUAUGAAAAAGAACUAAGUGAACAACAUGUAACUUAGUACAUAUGAAAGCUUACCGAUUACCAAAUAAAAGAAAAGGGCCAUGCCCGCUUUCAAGUGUAGUUGAUUUUGUGAAGUAAAAGUGUGAAAUCUUGUGUGUAAAUUUCUCUCCCGCAUCCGCAUACCCUUCUUUCUCGCUCAAAUCUCCUCAAAACCCCAAAUACCCAGAAAGAAAACCCUAAUUAUCUACUCUCAGUCGGAGUUAAGCCCGACCCGUUUCGAUGGCGACAAACGGGCCGAAUCUCGAGUGCCGGAUGUACGAGGCCAAGUACCCGGAGGUGGACCAGGCGGUUAUGAUACAGGUCAAGAGCAUGGCUGACAGCGGUGCUUACGUUUCACUCCUAGAGUACAACAAUAUCGAGGGCAUGAUUCUCUUCUCUGAGCUUUCCCGCCGCCGCAUUCGGAGCAUCAGCAGUCUCAUUAAGGUGGGCCGCAUCGAGCCGGUAAUGGUGCUCCGUGUUGAUAAGGAAAAGGGUUACAUUGAUCUUAGCAAGAGGCGUGUUUCGGAGGAGGAUAUUCAGGCGUGUGAAGAGAGGUUCAAUAAGAGUAAGCUCGUUCAUUCCAUUAUGCGGCAUGUUGCUGAGACCAUGAACAUUGAUCUUGAGGAUCUUUAUAUCCACGUUGGCUGGCCUUUAUACAGGAAAUAUGGUCAUGCAUUUGAGGCCUUUAAAUUGAUCGUUAAUGAUCCUGAUUCAGUGCUUGAUUCCCUCACCCGUGAAGUCAAAGAAGUUGGCCCUGAUGGACAGGAGGUGAUGAAAGUGGUUCCUGCUAUAUCAGAGGAAGUUAAAGAUGCUUUAGUGAAAAAUAUUAGGAGAAGAAUGACGCCGCAGCCUUUGAAGAUUCGGGCAGAUAUUGAAAUGAAAUGUUUCCAGUUUGACGGUGUUCUUCAUAUAAAGGAAGCAAUGCGUAAAGCUGAGGCUGCUGGCAACCAGGAUUGCCCCGUUAAGAUUAAACUUGUUGCCCCUCCCGCCUAUGUCCUUAACACCCAGACUCUCGACAAGGAGCAAGGUAUUGCAAUCCUUAACAAAGCAAUUGAAGCAUGCAUGGAAGAAAUUGAACAUCACAAAGGAAAACUUACUGUUAAGGAGGCACCAAGAGCGGUGAGCGAACGGGAGGAUAAAUUACUUGCUGAGCACAUGGCUAAGCUCGGACGUGAAAACGAGGAGGUCAGUGGCGACGAAGACAGUGAAGAGGAAGAAGAUACGGGAAUGGGAGAAAUUGAUGUGGAGAACUCCGCAGCAGGGAUUACAGAGUGAAACUGUUUUCUUUUCUUCAAUUCGGGAAACUUGUUCAACGAUUUUAUUCAUUUUCCUUCAUUUUGCAACCCGCGAUUCAAAUGGUUGUAUGAAACUGAUACUUCAAUACCAGUUCCCAGAUUACUGUUUGGUUAUUUGACAAAGAUCAAUUGCAGUUUCCAAUUUUGGCCAAAA
This is a messenger RNA of Sesamum indicum (sesame), 1478 nucleotides long. Its product is annotated as eukaryotic translation initiation factor 2 subunit alpha homolog. The record is from RefSeq and is a predicted model, not a curated record. Gene Ontology annotation, molecular function: ribosome binding; RNA binding; translation initiation factor activity. Gene Ontology annotation, cellular component: eukaryotic translation initiation factor 2 complex; eukaryotic 48S preinitiation complex. Gene Ontology annotation, biological process: translational initiation. NCBI's taxonomy places the organism in Eukaryota, Viridiplantae, Streptophyta, Magnoliopsida, Lamiales, Pedaliaceae.